Messenger RNA from Metarhizium brunneum ARSEF 3297, 4056 nucleotides. RefSeq names its product ABC transporter 1. Lineage: Eukaryota; Fungi; Ascomycota; Sordariomycetes; Hypocreales; Clavicipitaceae. Gene Ontology annotation, cellular component: membrane. Gene Ontology annotation, molecular function: ATP hydrolysis activity; ABC-type transporter activity; ATP binding. Gene Ontology annotation, biological process: transmembrane transport. The record is from RefSeq and is a predicted model, not a curated record.
AUGGCAGCUGGAAACGACAUUGCCAGUCCGGUGGCUGCAUCGGCACAGGAGUCCGCUACCACAGACAAUGAUUCCACAGGUGUUAUGGUUGCAACGUCGCCUGCAAAGAACAACUUCUUCAGUUUCUUUCAGCUGCUGUUCUACGCCAGCCCGACAUGGCUGGAUUAUCUUCUACUCGUCUUCGGCACUCUUUGUGCCUGCUGUGCUGGUGUCCCGUUCCCUUUGAUGGGUAUUCUCUUUGGCCAGGUUCUCGACAACCUCAAUGAUGCUUCGUGCGAUGCAGAGAGUUCCCAAAGUACAGGCGAUAUUCAGUCCGAAGUCAACAAGAAGGUGCUGAUACUGGUAUACAUCGCCAUUGCCAACUUCAUUGUCAUAUAUCUCUACAUUGUGUCGUGGAGCAUAUUUAGUCGCAGACUGGAGGCUCGAAUAAGAGAUCGAUACUUUCAAACACUCCUUCGCCAGGAUGCCACCUUUUAUGACAGUCGCCAAGCUGGUGAGCUCACAUCGCGGUUGAACUCUGAUAUCCAGAUCAUCCAAGCCGGUACCUCUGAAAAGGUUGGUAUCUGUAUUGCCGUUAGUUCCUUCUUCAUCUCAUCAUAUGUCGUCGCGUUUGUGAGGGACACAAAGUUGGCUGCUAUUCUAAUUAGCUUAAUCCCUGCAUUUCUGUUGAUGGCAGCAAUUACGAGCAUAUUCACGCAAAAGUACGCCGCCCGUAUGUCUGACGCGAUUGCUUCAGCCUCCUCUAUCGCUCAGGAGGCACUCUCACAUAUAGCAGUGGUACAAGCCUUUGGAGCAGGCCCUCGCCUUGAAGCCAAGUUUGCUUCCACAAUGAUGACUGCCCAAAAAGAGGGAAUGAAGAAGGCCGUAACGGCUGCCAUUCAGGCCGGGACCCUCUUUUUCAUUUCGUAUUCCGCUAAUGCUUUGGCAUUCUGGCAAGGAAGUCGACAGAUUGCCGAUGCCGUGGAAAACGGCGGGAAUAACGUCUCUGUUGGAAGAACAUACACGGUCAUUUUCCUCCUUGUAGACGCUUGCGUUAUCCUUGGUUCCAUUGCACCACUGCUCCCCAUCAUUGGGGCUGCAACCGCGUCAUUUCAGAAACUGAAGGCGGAUAUUGACGCCCCAUCUGGGAUUGACUCGCAGUCGGGUGAUGGGGACAAGCUUCCCGAUACCAUCGACGGCUCAGUUGAGUUUCACGAUGUUUCAUUUGCCUACGUUUCUCGCCCUGAUCGUCCUGUGCUGAGAGGAGUCUCCUUCUCCUGCCCUGCCGGCAAGCAUACAGCACUAGUCGGCCUUUCUGGAAGUGGAAAAUCUACAGUUGCAGGUCUCACAGCGAGGAUAUAUGAUCCUACAGAUGGUAUUGUGACGUUGGACGGGCACGACCUAAAGAACCUUAACGUGAAGAAUUUACGAAGCUUCAUGAGCUUGGUUCAGCAGGAACCAUCCCUUCUCGACAGAUCCAUUCUGGAGAAUAUUGCCCUUGGUAUUCUCAACUCUCCUUGGCCCGAGCAUCAGCGAUUCCAGCCUGUGAUUUUGGGAUCUGGUCUAGCUGAAAUUGCUGCCAAACUUGCAGCCGGAAAGGAUCUAGCUUCUCUGGCAGGUGCACAUGGCCCAGAUAUGGUCGAUUUGGUCCAACUGGUUCGUGAGGCAGCCUCUCUAGCUGAUGCCUCCGGUUUUAUAGGAAGAUUCGAAUUCGGGUAUGGAACUCAAGUCGGCAUUGGUGGUAAACUGGUCAGUGGUGGUCAACGUCAAAGAAUUGCGCUUGCUAGAGCACUUAUUAGGGACCCCAAGAUCCUUAUUCUGGACGAGGCUACUGCUUCCCUGGAUUCUGCCAGCGAGCAUCGUAUUCAAAUGGCCAUCGAAUCCAUUGCCAAGGGUCGGACUGUUAUUGCCAUUGCACACAGACUUUCUACUAUCAAGAGCGCAGACAAUAUCAUCGUCAUGAAUGGCGGCGAGAUCAUCGAACAAGGUUCUCAUUUGGAGCUUAUGGCACUUAAUGGUUCAUAUGCAGGCAUGGUUCGUCUCCAGAACAUUGAGUCUUUGCAGAACGAUGACACCCCGUCCAUGGCAAGUACUGCAAGAGGGGACGUCGACACGAUAAUUACAGAGAAGGACUCUGUUCUCGAGGAAAAGACCGCAGACACGUUUCAGGUGCAAGACAAGGAACAACCUGCUCUGAACUCAGAGGGUAUUAUACCAACAACUUCCAGUCUCGAUUCCAGUAAAACCGGCUGGGAAAUCAUUAAGGAUUUGGGUCGUAUGAUGCGACCACAUUUGUCUUGGUUUCUGCUGGCUAUUGCGGCCGGAAUUAUUGUUGGAGCAAGUUUCACUGGAUCUGGUUUAAUAUUUGGUAACACCGUUGGAAGGCUAAGUCCGUGCAAUUCCCCAGGUGACAUUCGCUGGGCAGGAAAGUUCUUUGGAGGCUUGUUCUUCAUGUUAGCCGUCAUCGAGCUUCUCGCCAAUUCAAUUAGCUGGUCCUCUUUUGGUAACAUUUCAGAGAAACUUCUCUACAAGGUCCGCGUACUUUGUUUCCGUUCUCUCUAUGAACAAGGCUUGGACUGGCAUCAGGCUGAUGGGCGCACCCCAGCAUCGUUAUUGUCCGUCAUUACGGCCGAUGCUGCCGCUAUCGGUGGCUUUAGCGGCUCCAUUAUUGGAAAUUGCUUUUCAAUCAUUGUCAACUUCGUCAUAGCCAUCAUUGUUUCGCAUAUUUUGGCAUGGAAGAUUGCUAUAGUGUGUCUGGUGACGGUACCAAUACUAUUGGGAUCAGGCAUUCUACAGCUUCGGGCUCUGACCAGAUUUGAGCGGAAACAUGCCGACGCGUUUUCAGAUGCCAUCGGUAUUACCGUCGAGGCUGUGAAUUCUUUCAAGACUAUUUCGUCUUUAUCCCUGGAAAACGAAAUUCUGGGCAACUAUCGCCGGACGCUUCGCCCGCCGUACAAGGCCAUGGCGGCUGGCACUGCCUAUGCCAAUAUAUGGCUCGCUAUUUCGUAUGGAACUAGUAACCUUAUAUAUGCAUUUGCCUACUGGUGGGGUUCAACGAGAAUCACAAAGGGAGAGUACACCUCCACCGAGUUUUUCGUCAUUCUCGUGGCUAUGCUAGUUAGUGCUCAGCUUUGGGGCAACAUGUUUACCCUUGCCCCGGAGGUUUCGCGUGCCCGUGAAGCGGGCUCCCGCAUAUUGAGUCUAAUAGAACAAGGUUCUUCCAAAGACCUGGCGGUCAAGGAAAUGGCUCUUUCGUCAACACAAACUACCGCCAGAGAGGACAUUGAAGCUGCUGCGGAGGGUCCUCCGAAGUCUGCUUCUCCCAACAGAGGUGCUACCGUAACGUUCAAGGACGUUUCAUUCGCGUACCCGGCCCGGCCGCAUAUUCCCAUUGUCCAGAACAUGUCAUUCACCAUCCAGGCGGGCCAGUUUUGUGGUCUAGUCGGACCCUCAGGGGCGGGCAAAUCUACCAUCCUGUCACUUGUUCAAAGAAUGUACCGUCCAACAGGAGGAGCUAUCGAAAUCAAUGGAUCGAAUAUUUGUGCACGAGAGGGGACUGAGUUCCGAAACGACAUUGCCGUCGUCCCCCAAGACUGUGCUCUUUUUGAUGGCACAAUCAAGUUCAACGUCGGCCUCGGCGCAACGCCAAAUCAUGAGGCAACCGAUGAAGAAAUCAAAGAGGCUUGUCGUUUGGCUAACAUACAUGACACCAUAAUGGCACUCCCGGACGGAUACAACACUGAGUGUGGUCCUAAUGGAUCGCGUUUGUCUGGGGGCCAGCGACAGCGGCUAGCCAUUGCUCGAGCUUUGGUACGAAAACCUCAGCUUCUCCUUCUUGAUGAAAGUACAAGUGCACUCGACGCUGAGAGCGAAAAGGCAUUACAGGAAGGCCUGGAACGAGCCGCUAGAGGCAUCACGGUCAUUGCCAUCACUCAUCGCCUGCGCACCGUUCGCAAAGCCGAUGUCAUUUUUGUUGUUGAAGGAGGAACAAUUGUAGAGAAGGGUCGUCACGAGGAGCUCGUGGAAAAAAGUGAAACAUAUAGAAUUAACGCAUUGCAGCAGAUGCUUGGGUCAUAA